CUUCUUUACAUAUCUUUCAAGUUUCAAGCUUAGAAAAGUUGUCCAAUUUGCAUCCAUGCGAGCUUUGAACAUAGCCAUGGGAGCCCUUCUCCUCUUUCUCCUUUCCGUUGCAAUUUCGGUAUUCUGGCUCUUACCAUUAAAGGUGAAGCUUAGGCUAAAAAGAAAUGGCCUCAGAGGUCCUCCUCCUUUGUUCCCUCUAGGAAACUUGCUUGAAAUAAGCAAGAGACUAAAAGAAACUUCUGCUUCUUCUUUAAACUCCGUAACACAUGACAUCCACUCAAUAGUGUUUCCUUACUUUGCUUUGUGGAGAAAAACUUAUGGUAAAGUGUUCAUAUAUUGGCUAGGGACUGAACCAUUCUUGUAUGUCGCGGACCCGGAGUUCCUCAAGCAAGUGACUUCCGGGUGUUUGGGCAACAAAUGGGGAAAACCAAACGUUUUCAAGAGAGAUAGGAAACCAAUGUUCGGAAAUGGAUUGCUCAUGGUUGAAGGAGAAGGUUGGUCUCAUCAUAGAAAUGUCAUUGCACCGGCGUUUUCCAUGACUAAUCUGAAUGCUAUGAUAAACAUGAUGAUGGAAACAACUUCAAAGAUGCUACAACAAUGGGAUCAUAGUAUCUCCAUGGGCAAAAAUGAGAUUGAUAUUGAGAGGGAUAUCACUAUAAAUGCAGCCAAGAUCAUAGCCAAUGUAACUUUUGGCAUAAGCAAUGAAGAAGGAAGGAAUGUUUUUCAGAAAUUGCAAGCAUUGCAAGCAAUUCUCUUCAAGUCCAACCCACUCAUAGGAGUUCCCUUUUGCAAGUUCCUCAAUCCAAAGAGGACCAAGGAGGCGAAGAAGCUAGGAGGUGAAAUAGACCAUCUCCUACUGAAAAUCAUUGAAUCAAGAACUAGAGAGGAAGAUGAUGCCAAUGUUAACACCCACAAUGAUCUCCUUGGCUUAUUGCUUGCUAGCAAUCAAGAGAGUGCUAAGGUAGAGAGGAAGCUCACUAGUAGGGAGCUUGUCGAUGAGUGCAAGACCUUCUUUUUUGGUGGCCAUGAAACAACUUCACUUGCCCUAACUUGGAGCUUGUUCUUGUUAGCUCAAUAUCCACAAUGGCAGAAGGCAUUGAGGGAGGAGAUCAUGGAGGUUUCAAAAGGAGAACCCCUAGAUUCCACAAUGCUACCCAAGCUAACAAAGAUGGAAUGGAUAUUUAACGAGGUUAUAAGACUGUACUCUCCGGCACCUAAUUCUCAAAGACAGGCUAGAGAAGACAUUACAGUCGGAAAUAUUCAUAUCCCAAAAGGAACAAAUAUGUGGGUCGACGUCGUGGGAAUGCACCAUGACCGAUCUCUCUGGGGUGACGACGUGAAUGAGUUUAGACCCGAGAGGUUUGAAGGGAAUCUACACGGAGGAUGCAAGCACAGAAUGGGGUUUCUGCCCUUCGGAUUUGGAGGCAGGAUUUGCAUCGGGAGGAACCUCACCAUAACGGAGUAUAAGAUCGUAUUGAGCCAUAUUUUAUGUAAGUUCUCUAUGGCUGUGUCUCCGGCAUACACACAUUCUCCUCGGAUUAUGCUUAGUUUGAGGCCUUCUCAUGGUGUGCAAUUGAUCCUUGGACGAAUAGAAGAAUCAAAUUAAAUGCAAUUAAUCUCCUUGCUAUUGGAAUAGGAUGAUAAUAAAUGUUCUAAUAUUUAGAGACAAAGCUACAAUGUUGG
Asparagus officinalis (garden asparagus) is the source of this 1683-nucleotide messenger RNA. Its product is annotated as cytokinin hydroxylase. The transcript has 4 exons. Gene Ontology annotation, molecular function: heme binding; oxidoreductase activity, acting on paired donors, with incorporation or reduction of molecular oxygen; monooxygenase activity. The record is from RefSeq and is a predicted model, not a curated record. Bases 56 to 1606 code for a protein of 516 amino acids. NCBI's taxonomy places the organism in Eukaryota, Viridiplantae, Streptophyta, Magnoliopsida, Asparagales, Asparagaceae.